CCGCUUGCAAUGACAUCCAGACAUCUACUCCGCCCUGCCACCUGCUGGAAAAUCUGCCUUUUGCAGCAGGAUUUUUCGUUGGAGUAUAGCACCGUCGCUGAAUUGGCUCGCAGUAGCUGACGCCCUGAAGUCGACAAGUCUCUGUCAUCUCGCUGCUCGCUAGCAGGUACCGGAUCAGGAAAGCUGUCUUGGGGCUGUGGAUCCACUUUAACGCUGGUAUAUCUCGACUCGAAGGCCGCUCGACGAGGAAGAAACAAGAUCACAAAUUAAGGACAUCACCAUGGAUAAGGUAGUCUAUGUCGUCAAGUCCAUUCUGGGGAUGCCACGGGCAGCGAAAGCAUGGUAUAACCAUCCUAAAUUCAUGAACUACCAAGACCUGGACUGGGGUCUUUCCGGCUACCUGCUCAUUGCCUGUGUGGUCGGCAUCAUUACAGUCGUCGUAUACGCCAACUCCAUUGGCUCCGACGUGACUAACAGAGACGGGCAUUAUGGCAUUGGCGCUGGAGGCGAUGCAAAAGCAGAUCCGAAUAGACCACCAAUUCCGCCACCCACAACUAUCACGUCGCUUCGUGUCUACCCCAUCAAGUCGUGCCGCGGCUUCGAGGUUGACUCAACACGUUUGCGAAAAUCUGGCCUCACGCUGGACCGUAACUGGAUGUUCAUCGACAAGGCCACCCGAAAAUUCCUCACAAUCCGCGGCGACCCUUCCAUGACCCUCAUCGACACCGCAAUCAGCGACGGCGAAGGCGAAUUCCAAGGCCAACAAAUGCUCGACAUCAGCAUCCACAACACCGAAGGCCGAGUCACCAUUCCCGCCUUCCCAACCCAAUCCUGGCUAGACUCCAACACCACCCUCGAAACCGUCGAAAUCUGGGAACAAAACACAGACGGCUACAUCUACAGUGAAGAAAUCAACUCCCUCUUCUCCAAAUUCUUCGACAAACCCGUCUGUCUCGUCUACAAAGGUCCCACGCACCGCCUCGUGGCCAUAAACGGCAAACCAGAACUCUACGGCAAAGAUGUCCCGCAUCACUUCGCAGACGUCAUGUCCCUCCAGAUCGCCAGCGAAGCCUCCAUCAAAGACCUCAACAAACGUCUCAAUAUCCCCCAAGGUUCCCCAGAAACUCUCACAAUCGAACGUUUCCGGCCCAACAUCAUCAUUCGCGGCCGUGAUGACCACCCUUGGGAAGAAGAUACCUGGAAACGGAUCCGAAUUUCCACUUCUCUUCCUCACGAAGAAGCACUCUAUAAACUCGAUCUCGACGUCGUGGCGCGAUGCGCGAGAUGUCAGGUUCCCAAUGUGAAUCCCGAUACGGCAGAGAAGAAUCCCAAGCAGCCGUGGGAUACGCUGAUGAAAUUUCGAAGAGUGGAUGAGGGUGGGCCGGCGAAGUAUAAGCCUUGCUUUGGUAUGAUGUGUAUUCCGAAGAAUGAGGGCAAAGUUGCUGUGGGUGCUAAGUUGGAGGUGCUGGAGACGACGGAUAAGCAUUUGUAUUCUUUGAGGGCCUUUAAGGACUUGUAAGGGAGGAAUGACGGGUUAUUGUUGGUUGAGUCUAGCAAAGUCUGCGCAAUGCGAAAGUAAUAAGAAUGCUGGGAGUAUUAGCGAUAUGCCAAAAGUAACGUAGCGUGCAAGCACAUGAAUCCCGAGAUCAAGAGGCCUGCUAUUUGAUAUGAAUGUGCUGCGCCCACUUGACUGGCUUUGCUUCGUUGAGGGUCACGCUGUGAACUUAAUACAGAAUCAUCUAAAUUCCGAAUGUCGACAAGUCGAUGAUCAAUACCAGCGACAAAAACAAUGUAACGAC
This is a messenger RNA of Cercospora beticola, 1799 nucleotides long. RefSeq names its product MOSC domain-containing protein. Lineage: Eukaryota; Fungi; Ascomycota; Dothideomycetes; Mycosphaerellales; Mycosphaerellaceae. The record is from RefSeq and is a predicted model, not a curated record. Gene Ontology annotation, molecular function: molybdenum ion binding; catalytic activity; pyridoxal phosphate binding.